Molecule: messenger RNA, 3143 nt
Organism: Siniperca chuatsi (mandarin fish)
Lineage: Eukaryota; Metazoa; Chordata; Actinopteri; Centrarchiformes; Sinipercidae
Gene: chrnb1l
Product: cholinergic receptor, nicotinic, beta 1 (muscle) like
Exons: 11
Coding region: 805-2319 (504 amino acids)
Biological process (GO): chemical synaptic transmission; nervous system process; regulation of membrane potential
Cellular component (GO): neuron projection; postsynaptic membrane; synapse
Molecular function (GO): transmembrane signaling receptor activity; acetylcholine-gated monoatomic cation-selective channel activity
Source: RefSeq, a predicted model, not a curated record
UCGACCCUGAGAUAUAAAACAUGAAUUUGAAUUUCACCAUUGUUUUCAAAAAACCUGUAUACCAGACACCACGCAGCACAAUGGGAAUGAGUGCCACUGCGCUAAAGGAGGGAGGCUAACGAAUGUUUGAUUUGUUUGUUUGAUUAGAUUUAACAGGAAAGAAGAAGGGGUAGGGGGAGAGGUCAAUUACAGGAUGAAGAAGGCAUUAAAAAGUGAAAUGAGCACGAGAUGCCACCUAUUAACCACUUCAGCCCCAAAUCACCACCAGUCAUUCUUUGUCCACAGAGAAAGUUAGCGCCCCAAUCAACUCCACGCUCCACCCCGCCCACUUGUUCUCCCCCCAAAAAUAUCUCCUUUGUCAUAACCCGUAGCUCAUUGCCAUUCCUUUGCCCCAUCCCACCCCCUCCACUUCCUCUUCCUCCCACCCACCGUCCCCACAGUGCUAACCUCAGAUUGGUGAGCACCAACAGGUGCCUGCCCCACAGGCUUCCCAGUACAAACACAUUCCGCCCUUUCGUCACUCCCAGCACACGCACCCAAUCAGCCCGUGGUUUCACCCACGGAGCCAUGGCCACAAAGAGACGAAGGGACAGGAGAGAGAGACGUUAGCUGAACAGUGUGUGCUGCUGAAGGUGCCAUCUAUAGCUGCAAUCCAACUGAAGCUGUGCAUGUAAAUGCCUAAGCUAGAAAGGUGUGUCUUCUCAGGACGCUCCAUCUAGAUUCCAGGUGAGGCUGCGGAGGGGUCAAAGUGCCUGUGUAGCGGAGUGUGGGGCCUUUGAUUGACACACAGAAGUGUAAGAUGUCAUGACUGUCAUGACUGGACAAAUGAAGAUGAGGAUGAACAUUCAUGUGAGGAUGAACGCAUUUAUCAUCAUAUGCAGCUGCCUCUGUCUCACUUUUACUGGAGCCUCAGAAACAGAGCGGAGGCUCCAUCAGAAGCUGUUUAACAAUUACAACAUGAAAGUCAGACCAGCUCAUUACUGGGAGGAGAAGGUGAUGGUUCGAGUGGGGAUGACCCUCUCUCAGCUUGUCAGCUUGAACGAGAAGAAUGAAGAGAUGACAACCAACGUGUUCAUGAAUCUGGCAUGGACGGACUACAGGUUGUCAUGGAACCCGGAGGAAUAUGACGACAUUAAUGUUUUGAGGAUUCCUCCCAACAAGGUGUGGCGUCCUGACAUCUACCUCAUAAACAAUAAUGACGGUCAGUUUGACGUGGCUCUGUACGUCAACGUCUUGGUUUACAGUGAUGGGACAGUCAACUGGCUUCCCCCAGCCAUCUACCGCAGCUCCUGCUCUAUAGAGGUGUCGUACUUCCCAUUUGACUGGCAGAACUGCAGCAUGGUUUUCCGCUCGUACACCUAUGACGCCUCUGAGGUGGACCUGCAGUACUUUCUGGAUGAUGAGGGCAAAGAGAUUCACGAGAUUGUUAUAGAUGAGAACGCUUUCACUGAAAACGGAGAAUGGGCCAUCUGUCACAAACCCUCAAGAAAGAACGUAAAGGAGGACCUGUAUGAGGACAUCACCUUCUACCUCAUCAUACAAAGGAAGCCUCUUUUCUACAUCAUCAACAUCAUCGUGCCCUGCAUCCUCACCAGCGUGUUGGCUAUAUUUGUCUUCUACCUGCCUCCUGGAGCAGGAGAGAAGAUGACUCUCUCCAUUUCUGUCCUCAUCGCUCUGACUGUCUUCAUGCUUUUGCUGGCUGACAAGGUCCCUGAGACUUCUCUCGGCAUCCCAAUUAUUGUCAACUACGUCAUGUUCACCAUGAUCCUGGUCACGUUCUCUGUCAUCCUAAGUGUGGUUGUCCUCAAUCUGCACCACAGAACGCCAAGCACACACAUCAUGCCAAACUGGGUUCGAAAGGUAUUCAUUCACUUCUUGCCCAAGUACAUCGGCAUGACGAGGCCAAACCCAGAGGAGCCUCUGUUAAAGGAGGGGUCUAGUGAUGACACGCCCUCCCGAAGCUUCAAUGGCAGGCAGCCUGGAGGAGAGUACUUCUUUCGCAAGAUCAACCCUGAUCUCGUCAUACCCUGGAGAGGCAGGUGUGAGAGCACAGUGCAGCUCCAGCGGCUCCCGGACACUGACAGCUACUGUCUGAUUCUCCCUCCCAACCUGAAGUCAGCCAUCGCUGCCGUGACAUACAUGGCCGAGCAGCUGAAGAAGCAGGACACGGACGACACGAUGACAGGAGACUGGCAGUUCAUCGCCCUGGUGGUGGACCGUCUCUUCUUGUGGCUGUUUGUCAUCAUCACCACCCUGGGCACCCUGGCCAUGUUCUUGGAUGCAAGUUUCAACUACACACCUGACAACCCUUUCCCAUAGAAGACAAAACACACACACACAGUUGGAGCUUGCUACAUUGUUUGGUCGUCACUUCUUCUUAUUGGUGAUUUCUGAGCUCACUGGUUCUGACUUUCCAUAAAUACCUUUAAACCUAUUCCAUAUUUCUGUUGUCAGCCUCUGAAAUGUUUUUGUAAGAUCAGAUAGCAGAAGAAAACGUGUAGAACCAUGUACACAGGCCUGACACACAGCCUACAUGAUAACAGAAUCCAUGUGUAGAUCUAUAGAAGGUAAAUGUAUAUGUGGUAACCCUCAAUGGUUUUGCAUUGUUUUGGUUUUUUUUGUUGUUGUCUAAAUCAUAUAUUUAACACAUUGUGAUCUUUGUUAUUUGAGUCUAAAAGCUUGAAAUACAUGUUUCUUGACAUGACAGUGACACUGUUGGGUUUUUGUUUAAAGUGCCACCCUCUUUAUAAAUGUGCUGUACUUUGUGGAACAUGCAGGAAACCACUAGCUUGUGUUUGAAUCUGCGUUGUCCUUUGCAAGAACAGUGAUUACACUUGGUGAUUGCAAUGUUGGCCUUUGGGCAGUAGAGGGCAGUAAUAUAAUGCUAAUUCAAAAGAUGAGAACACUGCUGUUGAAAGAAAACUGGCAAAAGGUUCAUAUUUCUGAGGUUUUUUUUGUCAGUCUCCCAUUACAUAUGAAUAUAAGAAAGUUUAUCCCUAAUGUUCUGUUUGGAGAUCCCAAACAGUCUUUAAAAGCUCAUGAAACAUAUUUGAUAUUGUUUUAUCACCUUGAUACUCCAUGACUUUUAUCCAAGACACUGUGGUGAUUAUCAAAAUGAUUAAAAAAAACACUAUUUACAAAAA